This is a messenger RNA of Dama dama (fallow deer), 198 nucleotides long. RefSeq names its product ubiquitin-like protein 5. Bases 1 to 198 code for a protein of 65 amino acids. Gene Ontology annotation, cellular component: cytoplasm; nucleus. The record is from RefSeq and is a predicted model, not a curated record. Gene Ontology annotation, biological process: mRNA splicing, via spliceosome; protein modification process. The transcript has a single exon. Lineage: Eukaryota; Metazoa; Chordata; Mammalia; Artiodactyla; Cervidae. Gene Ontology annotation, molecular function: protein tag activity.
AUGAUUGAAGUUGAUUGCAAUGACCAUCUGGGAAAGAAGGUUCAUGUUACAUGCAAUAUUGAUGACACCACUGGGGACCUUAAAAAGCUGAUCACAGCCCAAACUGGCACCCAUUGGAACAAGACUGGUUUGAAGAAGUGGUACACGAUUUUUAAGGACCAGGUUUCUCUGGGGGACUAUGAAAUCCAUGAUGGAUGA